AUGCAUGUUACUAUGAGGCAAAGUUUCUUCAUCGCUCUAACGUUCAUUUUAAUAUGUCCGACUCUAAAUCAACAAAUUCUAACAAAUAUGCCAUUCGACUGCAAAGGCCGUUUGGAUGGUUUUUGGCGUGACUUGAGAUACUGUGAUGUAUUUCACGCGUGUGUUGCCGGCGAACAAGUACGGUCGUACGGGUGUCCUCAAGUGGGAGAACGAUUCUACUUCAGUGAUACAACUCAAAGAUGCGAAUUUACCUCUCAAAACCCUGGCGGCUGCCAGGCGAAUCAGUAUUAUACUUCGAUCUCGAAUACACCAACGUCUUCCGGAUCACAGCUUACCACACAAGCUCCCUCCGAACAAUGGAGAAUCUUUGCACAAUCACGAGAACAGCAUAGCUGUGCGGGUCAACAGGAAGGAUUCUACCCUAGUCGAUGGUGUAAUGUAUUCUAUCGUUGCUCUGAUGGGAUUUCCCGUGCAUUUCUCUGUCCACUGCAGCAAGGUGGUGGACGUCUGUGGUGGAUUGGACACGGAUCGUCGCAGGUUGUGACGCAAGCAGCGGCAAUGUGCAUAUAUCCAUGUGACACUGGUAGACAAUGUUCAAGUGCUGGUGGAAUUAUUGUGGAUAACGGAAAUCAAAUCAGUGAAAGUCAGCAAGCAGCUGAAACCGCGUAUAGACAAUCUUUGUGCUCCAAUCAGACUUCACAAACGGGUGUCGGUACGGGAGGAAUUCAGACAGGUUUAGGCACCGGUCAACAAGGUUCAGGUCAGACCGGUACAGGACAAUCCGGCACGGGUCAAACCGGUACAGGACAGACCGGUACGGGACAAUUUGGCACAGGUCAAACAGGAGGAGGAAAUCAGGGUGGUUCAUCGAACACAGGAGGCUUGUUUACUGUCGACUCGGAUGUCAGUUGCAAUGGUCAGGUCGAUGGUACAUUCUUAUCCAGUCGCUACUGCAAUGUCUUUCAUCGAUGUGUAUCGGGCGCAAGAUUUGAUUUUCGUUGUGCUCGUGGUAACAACGCUUCCUAUGAUUUAUGGUGGAAUCAACAAACUAAUAUGUGCGACUGGCCGUGUCGUGUGCAGUGCAACAAUCAAUUAUUUGGAUCGAGUACAUCGGCACAACAAGUUCAAAGUGAAAGCUUAAUUUAUUUCAACAACGAUUGUCGAGCCUAUCCACGUAUUUUUUAA
Messenger RNA from Rotaria sordida, 1185 nucleotides. The record is from the annotation of a GenBank genome assembly. Lineage: Eukaryota; Metazoa; Rotifera; Eurotatoria; Philodinida; Philodinidae.